AUGGACAGCGGAGGCUGCAGCGAGUGUCCUGCAGAAACGGCUUCGAGAAAAGCGACCUUGGAGCCGCAGUCUCCAACUAAGCUAGAGCUCGGCACCGGCAACGCGACCGUAACGUUCCUCCUUUUUCUCCACACCUUAGGUUUUGGAAUGACCACGCCAGCAACAGUGGCUGGAAAAGUAUUCCUCAUCGUUUACGGUCUUUUUGGGUGUGCUGGGACUAUCCUCUUCUUCAACCUCUUUCUGGAGCGCAUUAUCUCCCUCCUGGCAUUCAUCAUGAAGGCUUGCCAUGAAAGACAGCUGCGAAGAAGUGGUCUCCUACCUCCCAACUUCCGAAGAGGUUCAGCUAUGUCGGGGGUGGGCAGCCUCAUCGGCUGGAAGCCAUCUGUUUAUCACGUGAUGCUCAUUCUGGGAAUUUUUGCCAUCACACUUUCAUGCUGUGCUUCUGCGAUGUACACAUUGGUGGAAGGGUGGAACUACGUCGACUCCUUGUACUAUUGUUUUGUCACCUUUAGCACCAUCGGCUUUGGAGAUUUGGUAAGCAGCCAAAAUGCUGUGUACCAAAAUCAGGGUUUAUACAGAUUCGGAAACUUCAUCUUUAUAUUAAUGGGGGUAUGUUGCAUAUACUCUCUUUUUAACGUCAUCUCAAUUGUAAUCAAGCAACUCUUGAACUGGGUGUUGAAAAAAUUCAGAUGCAGAUGUUGCCCAAAGUGCCAUAAGUCAAGUACCCGCCUUGGGCGUCGCAACGCCAUCACCCCAGGAGCCCGCCUGCGCCGGCACAAAAUCUCCCUGGAGGCUGACGGACAGUACGACAGUGACACAGAUGGCAGGAGGCUCUCUGGAGAGAUGAUCUCCAUGAGGGAGCUCACGGCGUCCAACAAGGUCUCUCUGGCUAUUUUGCAAAAGCAGCUGUACGAGACAGCCAAUGGCUACCCGAGGAACGUUUGUAUCAAUACGAGGCAGAACGGGUUCUCUGCAGGGGUGGGUGCUCUAGCCAUCAUGAACAACCGCUUGGCAGAAACCAGUGACUCUAGACAAAGCAGAUACCUGCAAUACCCAGACACAGACUGAAGCACAAGAAAUGAGAAGGAAGCUGAAGGAGCAAAAUGGGAAAAUGAAAGCACACUGCACUAGACUGCACUUUCUUUUCAGGUAACUUGGGAUUUGUAUUACAGUCUUGAAUAGUUUUUUUCCGGGUUCUAUUUUUGGACAGCCAAAAAGUUAGCUUAGGAUUGGGUAGUUCAUCUUUCCUUAUAUUCACUCCUCUCAUUUUCCUGCUGCAUCACACUGAGACAGUUCCACUACCUGAGGAGCAGCUGUACAGGCAGCAGAAACUCUAACUAACAGGUGCCUGUGCCCCAUGGCUAUAUUUGAGUGGUGGAUGUAUAGCCAAGGCCAUUGGCUUGGUAUAAACCUGAUGGCCUAUGGGAUGAAGUGAUAAGUACACAGAAAUGACCCAUUGCAGUGAGAUCAUUCUUAACCAUUUUGUUUAUUUUUUCUAACUUUUUCUCUCAAAAAAUACUAAUUAUUUAUACAGUGAAUGUUCAACACUAAUUUAAACAAAGUCAUAUUUAGUGCAGUGCUGUUUGCUAGGGAGAUCUACGGAGAGUGGCUUCUGCUCUCAAUGGAUUACUAAUGUUCCUUUCCAAACCAACACACAUUUUCAAUAUUGUAUUUAAAUCAAACAGUAGAAGUUACCUUAUGUGGUAAAUUCAGUCAGGCACAAAUAUGUGACUCUCGCAGGAUAACUAAUGAAAUGUGCACUGUAUGACCCAUAUGCAAACCCUGCACCUCUGUACAUGUUGGCUUUGUUCCUUACAACCGUGGAAUGAUUUGGGUUGGAAGGGAUCGUACAGAUCACCUGGCUGCAAGCACCCUGCCUUGGGAAACGACAGACUAUAUGGCUGUGGAUACUUGGUGAUGUAGGAUGGGAAAGAAAAUAGCAGAUGUACCUACCUUGAUGUACACUGCCACCUGUUGAUCCUUUUACUUCCAAAGCCCUGAGAUGGUCCCACUUGCAGUGCUCCUGCUGUAUCCAGAAGAAUAGGAAGUGUGGAGAAAGGGAGAGAAUCAGAGGUAUUUUCCAAGUAAUGCAGGAGGAAAAAAAAGCAGUCUUUGCUUUCAAUACACACGUGCAUCAUGUUCCAUCAUAAAACCACGGACAACACUACAGCUUGAAGUUGCUCCUGAUGCGUCACAGGCUCAUGUGGGUCAUUCAGAGACGAACUGUGUGAGAUGCAGAGGAAAGGCAGAGGGCUGCACGCUUACAUACACUGCGCUCCAUCCCACAGGCGAGUGCUGCAGGGCCAACCCGGAGAAGCUGAUGACCAGGCGUGCUGCUGGAAAGGCAGCCACGCUGCUCCAUGGCUAAGAUGAGCAAAAUAUUAGGUACACUGCAGGUCCUGAUUUCAACACCUCGGCUCCCCUUCAGUGCCAGCAUCCACACUGCGCUCAGGCAGGGGCCAGCCAGCUCCCAGCCUGCUCCAAGCGUGGGGCAUGAGGACAUCGGUGGGUUCUGAGAUGUGCAGCAUCACAGCCCAAGUGCUUUCAGGAUCAAAUCAUCUAAGAAAUGUGAAUGAGAUGUUCCUGUGACCCUCUCACAUUUCAUAAUGUGUAAGGCAGCAAGUUGAUGCAAAAUAACUGCUUAUAGAAACACAUAAUCGCUGAUAAUUCAGGCAAUGUGCAAUUCAAACACCAGGUGUGUUCUCAGUGCUUGUCAUCUCCUAUUGUUUCUAUUAGGGAAUCAGUUGUAGUCACUGGAAGUAAAAUCCAUCUGGCAGUGGGCAAUAAUUCAUCUCAUUUCAUGGUAAAAUCCUCAGCAGCCAAAAAAUAUCUUAGACCAUUUUGUUGUGUAUGCAUAUACUGUUUAUUUACCAGGAAAAAAAAGCUAUCCUUUUAUUUACACAGACACAAAACUUAAGCUUAUUGGGAGGUACCUUUCUGCACAGUCUUUGCAAAAGUAAUAGCUGCAAAUUUCAAGCCAAUACAAAAGGACUCAACUGUGAAAAGAAUAUAUCUGCUCAAAGGUAUUCCUGUUUAAUUCUCCUUUAUUUUUACUAGGGGCACAGCUUCAUAGGUCUCUGUAACUGAGCUGCUGUUAUUAUUUGUUAUGAUGAACAUCAGAGGAACUUUGCUUCUAUUAAUUCCCCUGGGUUUGGUGUUUGCUGACUGCUGUGUGUCACUGUGUGAACUGGGGAAGGAAUGCCCCAUCCACGCUGGUUUCCUGGUGGCAUCACUUACCCCUUUGCAUUCAUUGCAUUCAUAAAUUCCUGUAAUUGGUUGAUGAGAAAGUACCAAUAUUUGUUCUCCUUGAGAUGAUGCUUCCCAGCAAAACAACAAGUGAAAUAAGUUUGAAGAUUGAAGUCUGUUUAAAUGAUUGACAUUUUAAAAGUGAUUUAAUUCUGGGUUGACAUCCAGCACACCCAGUAAUUGUGAGUGCUUUUAUCGCCCAGCUGAUUUUCAGUGUCAGCUCAGGAUUUUCCCAGGAUAAGAUCUCUGAGCACAGAGGACUAAAAGCCAUACUCAGCUCACUCUACUGGUAUGUUAUAUACAGCUUGCCACCAAACGGAGCAGUCAUGUUUGGCUCCCUUCAUACAUGGUUGGAAAUGGCACUGGGAUCGUUGCCGUGAAGCUCUUACAAAGACUCUUGAAAUAAACAAGAGAAAACAUUGCCUGGAGGACGUGUGUGAGUGUUCUUUGUGGAGCCAGUGCUGAGAGUUCUGCUUCAGUUUCAUUCUCUUUUCUCACUCAGAGGUUGGUGAGAUCCUGGCAC
Molecule: messenger RNA, 3769 nt
Organism: Meleagris gallopavo (turkey)
Lineage: Eukaryota; Metazoa; Chordata; Aves; Galliformes; Phasianidae
Source: RefSeq, a predicted model, not a curated record